AUGUCUACACGGAUGGCAACGUGUGCCGACAUCACGUACGACGCAUUAACGGGGCUAUAUACCCUAUGUAUGUUGAUGACAUGUCUUAUUGAGAAGAGCCUAAAAGGUCAAAUUAUAAAGACAAAUGUAUCUCUAGAAGCAGGCGCUCAUUUCAUAGAAUCUCUUCACCUUCAAACUGCAGCUGAGUGCCAAGAAAAGUGCUGUGAACAUGCAGAACCCUGCAACACAGCUGUUAUCAGAGUUAAAAAUUAUAAGCCGGGGGUUUCCUGCUACCUUUUCGAUUGCAAAUCUCCUAGUGUCUGUUCUUUUGAUACGCACUCCGAUUUUAAAGUGAUUCAACUGUCUUCAUCCUCAUCAUCUGUGCAAGAACAUCAGCUAGAUGAAUUAGCUAGCACAUCUCAGCAGGACAACAGACAUUCACAUGCCUCCACCUCGCCUACAUCUCCUACCAAUGUUCAGUGCUUCCCUGGCUUCCAUCCUGUUGCGGGUUCAUGCAGAAAAGAUUGUCAGAAGUUGUCCUUUGAAUGUUUAAAUGUUGACCAACCUUCACUGAGUCAGUGCAUUGCCCUUUACGACAAGUGUGAUACGUUCAACCAGUGCGAUGAUGGUUCAGACGAAGUUGCCUGCUCAUACGAUCAACAGCAGGACCACAGAAACGACGCCGCUGCUGGUGGUGGGGCUGGUGAGAAAGAUGAUAAUGGCAGCCACCACACCGCAGGUGAGAUAGUUUUUGUAGGGAAAGUUUAA
This is a messenger RNA of Helobdella robusta, 747 nucleotides long. RefSeq lists its product as hypothetical. The transcript has 4 exons. Gene Ontology annotation, molecular function: protein binding. Bases 1 to 747 code for a protein of 248 amino acids. Lineage: Eukaryota; Metazoa; Annelida; Clitellata; Rhynchobdellida; Glossiphoniidae. The record is from RefSeq and is a predicted model, not a curated record.